UACGGAACCCGUGGUGUGUUACAAUAAAAAAAAAUAUUCCCCCCCUCAUUUUAAUGUAUUUUGCUGUUAAUAAAGCAACAAAUUGUAACAGUGUUAAGUGAUAAAUUGUUUUCAUGUACAUAAUUUAAUGGUGAAUAAUGAUUUAAUCGUGUGUAUUGGUGAAAUGUUGAGGAGUUGAAUUGGAAAAAGGGGGAAAAAAAAAAAAGGCACCAACUUGGGGCAACAACACACACGGCUGGCUGAAACGCGCGUUUAGCUGAUGAUUUUAAACAAUAUCAUCACGAAGAUUAUGUCUCCCAGAGAUAAAAAUCACUGGAAUUGAGCCAAGGAGUUGAAUAAAUCCACCCCAGACCCGAAAAAAACCCAUAAAUCCGCAUAAUAAGGAAUAAACAAUGCAAGGAGUUGUGAUCGACAUCUAAAGGAUCGAACAAUGUCAGCAAAUUAUUUUUCAGUUUUAGACUUAGGAUAGGCUUGGAGCCAUCGUAUUGGAACUGGAAAAUUCACAAACAGAAGCAUAAUAAUCCUGGGAUAAUAAAGGGAACUAUGUAAAGAGGAAUAAAUAAUCAAAGAAUCCAAUGAUCACAACUGCAAUCACAUUCUAAUGAUUCAUUGGUGGUAAUAUUGUUCUCGAUGGAUGAACGAUUGACGCAACAUGUGGAAAAAGACAUGUUUAACACUGAUAAAUUCAUGAGUGAAUCAUCAGAAUUAUUGAUCCAGUAUUGCAAACAAUCACUGGAGAACUGUAAAAUGUUUUUUGAAUUAUGUUGUGGGGUGAAAAGGUAAAUUACAUGAAUGUCAGGAACAGGCGACGUGGGUCGCAGACGCGUUGAGUGGCGCCGUAGUGCAAAUAUCAGAUCGUCUAACAAUCUCCUGUUGCACCUGAUUUUUAAGAUAUACUGUGUCAUAUACGAAAAUAGAGUGAUGAUACGUUGAAAGACGAAUGUAACAAUUGAAUCAUAACGAAGAAGUGAAAUAAGUGAAGAAAGCUGAUAAUAAAUAAUAAACAAUAAAAAACUGCUAAGGUGGCUGAAAAGGUGGCUACCUAGGAUUACGAGGUGCUGCGUGGGCAUGCAGCAGCCUCAGACACGCCCUCUCCUCGGGGACUCUGUAUCCUCCACAACUUCCCCGACUGCAAGACGUAACAACCCUGUUGCUGUUCUAACUCAUCAGCAGCUCCAACAGCUCCAGCAACUCCAAGCCCAGUCGUCAUCAGGCCAGCCCCUGACAUUUGCCCUGCAACAAUCCCCCUCCAACAAUGGUCAGGAUCAAACACCAGUUGGAUCAGCAACUGGAAUUGGAAAUAAUCACAUCGUAUACCUGAAUCAACUGAGCCAAUUGAAUCAGAGUACAAUAACCCCAACAGGGAGUGGUAUGGGCCUGCCCCCGGCCGCCCCGACAUUCGGGGUGGGCCUCAACAUGGGACUGCCACUCUCCUUACUGAACACCAGCCUGACAUCACUCACCUCAAACGUCAUAACUACCUCCAAUCCACUGCUCAAUCUCGGCAUUCCCAGUUUGAAUUCAGCCCUGACAACAGUCAAUCCAACGACCCUAAACACCCUCAACACCCUGAAUGCGCUCAACUCGAACCUCACCUCGAACAGUAUUACAGCUAAUGGUCUAACUGGACUUGGCCAGGACAUGAAUACAGCCCUCAAUCGUCUGAAUCAGUCGACAAUAAACAACAGCCUGACGCAGUCCCAAUUCUCGACAAUUUCAACGAGCGACAACAUCUCCAACAUCUCGAAUCUGACAAGUCUGACGAAUUUAAACAACCAGACAACAUCAAACCUGACCCCCCAGAGCCAUGGCAUCACAACUAGUGUCAAUCAGGCCUUCAACAGAACCUCCCUGAACGUUUUAGCCACUGGAAUACCCACAAGCCUCAACUGCAGCACAAGCUUUCCCUUCCAAACCAUCCAGAGUAUCCAGAGCAUAGCCCCCCACAUUGUCAACACAAGCAUCUCCCAGAACAAUCCCACCCCAAUACUCUCCACAUCCCAGAUGAAUCAGUCGACAGCCACCACAACCCAGAGUUUGAGCUUCUCAGGAACAAUGUCCCAGUGCAAUCUGUCAACAUCACCAGCUGUUGCGUCAUUACCCUCAAUUCAAACUGACUCAAUAAGCCCUGUAAACACAUCAGCUGGAUAUGGACACAGUCAGACCCUCUCGAGACACCAUCAGACCCCAACACAGCAGGGAAAUACAGUUGUCAAGUGCAUUCAGAAUGUCAAUUCACCGGGAAGUCCAUUCUCAAUACCCAUGAAGAGUCCAGCGUCCAACAUAGCACCACCAACACCAAGUCCAAGUCCCAAUCGAAUACUUCUGCGCAGUCCAGCGUCAAAUUCAAUGCAAUCGAGUAGAAAUAGUCCAAGUCCUGUUUCAAUGGUGAAUACAACGACCAGUGGUACUGGUACAACAACAACCGUCCAGCAGAAUUUCACUGUUCAACUUCAGAGUCCAAUGCAGAGUCCCAUGAGUGUUGGCCCCAUACAGAGUCCAGCACCGAGUCCCUAUCCACCGGCCAAGAGUCCACAUCUUCAGGGUGUUGGGGGACAGAUAACAGGGGGAAUGACGGGAAAUUUAAAUAAUCGUAGUCCAGCACCUGGUGGUAGCCCUGGACCCAGUCCAGUGAGGCCGAAUACACCGAUACUUCAGCAGGGUAUGCAGGUUCUUCAGAUUAUUGGCACUCCCCAGUAUCAGCAGGCCUCUUCGCAGCUGGUGACGAGGGCUGCACUGUUUGGUAAUCAACAGAUACAAAUUGCUCAGACAAAGGCGGCUAAACAACCACCCCAAAUUCUGCCGAAACCACCCAAUAGCCAGGGGGUGGCAACACCACCUAAGCAGAGAGUUGCCACGAGUAUUACUAAUCAGGUGACACAACAAACACAACCGCAAUUGGUGCUAGCUGGACACCACCAGAACCAAACGGCAACAAUGAUACCCACAGCUCAAGGAUUACUACUGAACCAGGUACUACCGUCAACGGGUCCUGUGAUUGUUCAACAACAGCCCGGCGGCGUUCAACUAAUACUCAGGACGCCAACAAAUGCCCAACAACAAACGCAUACCGCACAGCUGACGCAGCAGCAACUCGUGAGGGUGGUAACAGCCCAGGGUAUGCAGUUGCAGGGCAUCACCCCAACAUUUUUCGCUGUUCCAAAUGGCUUUCCACCACCAGCCCCACCUGUUAUGAGGCAUACUCCAUCGAGUCCAGCCCCUGGUAAUCCAGCGAGCAACAACCAAAUAGUGAUUCAAAACGCAAUGGUCCAGUCCCCCCAAUCCCACCUCAAUACCCAGCCCCCCACGGCCUCCCCGAACCACAUAACUCCCCCCCAGCCACCAGUACCCGAUCAGAAUCUCCUGCCGCCGCCCAAGAAAAAAGCCAAGAAGAAGAAACAACCCAAGAAGAAGGACGAGGAGCCACCGAAGCUGGACCUAGCCAGUAUAAUGAAGAUAUCUGGAAUUGGCGACGAGGACGACAUGUUCGAUACCGACGUUAUGCCGGAGCCUGAGCCGCACCCGCCGCCCCUCCAGCACAUGGAGCAGCCCCAGAUACCCCAGAUGACAGUCCAACACUUGGACCACAAUCCACCCCCUCAAAAUCAGCCCCAACCCCAGAGUCUCCCCCCAACCUGUCAAAAUCAAGAUCACAACAAUCAGCCAGUUGCCCAACUCCAGAUCCCAGUUCACAGCACAAUUUCCGGACAUUUACGACUAGCUGUGGGUGAAGAUGGACGAGUUAUUCUGCAUCACACACCAGAGCCCAAUCAGCCUGAGAUAGAUCAGGCAACAGCACAAGCCUUGAUAAGAUCCCUGACCCAAGGUAGUGGUCAAAAUUCCCAGAUAAUUUCCCAGCUGCUGGGUCAUGCCCAGAACCUCCAGCAAAAUCAGCAGAAUCAGCAGACUCGUGGUAAGCCUGGAUUGAAGCAUCAGCAGUCAUCGGGGAAUCAGACCUCGAGUCAAGUGAGCUCAUCACCUCCAGGGGUUCACGCCCCUGGAAUGCAGAUCUGCUCGAAGCAAACGUUCCAGCAGCAGCCGCAGCAGCAGCAGCAGCAGAACAAUUCAAACAUUCCUGGACAAAGAACCAUGGGAUCAGCCCCUGGAGUUCCCCCAAACGUCCCCCAGAAGAGCCUCCAACAGCCCCAGACUGGUAUCCAGAUAUCAAUAGGAACAGAUCACAAACCCAAGAACGAUCACAAGACCAAGUCCCACACCUGUAAAAAGGUCUUCAUGCAGAAUCAGACUGUCCAGAGGCAGUCCCAAAAAUCAUCAAAUCAAUCAUCAAAUGUUAAACAGACUGGUAAUGCAGUAAACAGUAGAGCCGUCCAACAGCAGAUUACAAAGAGUCCAACAGUUCAACAAUCUCGACCUCAUCAGUUGGAGCAGCAUAACGAGCAGAUUAAUCAACAGAACAUCCACCAGAUAUCAACCCAAACAGUUCAGUCACUCAAUGUUCAGCGCUGUCUGGAGCAAAAUGUUCACAAGACAACAGUCUCAGGUCUCCAGCAGAACUCCUUAAACAUUCUGGGUGCUAAUCCAGACUCUCUGACUCAUAAUCUUGAUCAAAACCUGAUUCAAGGAUUUGUGGACACACCCAGUCCAGUUAAUCAUCAUCAGGAUGACACCCAGCCCCCAAACAUCAACGUUCAUCAUCACAAAAUCACCCAGAAUAAACAACAAAACGUAAUAUUCUCGAGUGACUAUCCCACCCCCAUCAACAACACUGUAAUAAACACGAGUGCAGGUCAAACAACGAAGCAACAAGUUCAAAAUCCCGAAUUGCUCAAUUCAGCAGCAACGAAUAUUCUGAAUAAUGCACCGAAGAUAACGCCUGAGAUUCUGAAUGCUCUGAGCAAUCUCAAUCCAAAUGAUCAGCUGUUGAUAGCCAAUGCCAAUGGACAGAUGCAGGUGAUAAGUCAACAAUUGCUCCAGCAAUUGUUGACAGGACAGCUGAAUGCCCAGCGUUCCCUCAAUCAAAAUCAGAAUCAGAGCCAAACCCAGAAAAUUGUGAUCGGCGAUGCAGACGGAUCGAAUCCUCAAAAUCUUCCUGGUGUCCAGAUAAACACCCCAACCAGCCAGAUAAUUGUGAAUAGUUCAGGUGGUGCUCCAACGAUACAAAAUAACAUUCAGAAUAUUGUUGUCCAAGCAGCGCCCAAUCAGAUGCCCCAUCAGAUACAAAUUCAGAAUCAAGCAUUUCCAACACAAUUCAUUGACAAUUUGAAUCAACAGCAGAUCCGAAACUUGUCGAGUGGUAAUAAAACAACUGUUUCCAACACUGGUAAUGCCCCCGUGACACACUUGUCCCAGUGCAAUCAGAUAAAUCAGUCGAACCAGUCCAAUGUGAAUCCCAUUACCACAGCGACAACAACAACAACAACAACAACUAAAAAAGCUAAAGUAGUAAAAAGAACUAAAGUGACAGUGUCAUUACCCCAAACUGGUUACACCCAGGGGAUAAAAACAGCGAGAACGUCUGUCUCUACGAGUACCCCAGCAUCGUCAGUGGUGAAAGAGCCCCAGAAUCCCCCCACAUGUCCCAAAAUCGAGGCUGGACAGUUGGGAAUAGCAGGAAGAGUGACAUCAAGCAUCCAGACAAUUGGCAUCCAGACCCAGGGGAACCAGUCAACCCAAGUGCCCUCAAAUGGUCAAAUGGUGCAGAGAACAUCCAGAUACAUUCAGCUGCCAGUGCAGAAACAGCAGAUGCUCAAGAGCAUUCAAACCCAGAUUCAGACUAUUUCGAGUAGAAAAACUAAUAGUCCAGCUGAUCAGGCCCUUCUGGCGAAGCUCUACCAGGAGCACAAUAAAAUAGUUGCCAGGGGAAAGGUAGUGUCAACACCAUCACGAACAAUAUCAACAGCAUCAGAGACCACCACCAACGCUGGUAUCUCAUCUCCAACAGUCUUCACAGUAUCUCAUCCCCUCAAUCCCUCGACAGUGAUUAAAAAUCAGACAUCAACAGCUCAAACCCAAACAAUGACACCAGUUGUCGUCACAACAUCGUGUUCAGUUGUAACAUCAACUAUAUCGACGAGUGCAAGUAUGCCCAUUGUGUCAGAGCCAAGUGUCAGCAAAAUGGAGGGAAUGAAGAGUGGAAUGGAUCCAAGUAUGCCAACAAUUCACACGUGUCAGGCUAGUCAGAGUAAGCAGAUGGAAUUGCCGAAAUUUCAUUCACCAGUCAAGGUAUAUCAGUCCUCGAUCCAGGGCACUUCACCUGGUGCCUGCCCUCAGCACAAUCAGCUGCAACAGUCGACCCAGUGCCAGACAGAUCCACCAGAUGUCAAGCCCAUUAUCCAAGGAAUCAUCAGUCCUAUCAAGCAGGAAUUACCAUCACCUGUUGUUCAGGUACAAUCGACAUCACCUGCUGGUCAGGUGAUACCAUCGUCACCGAGGAUUUGUGGAAAGGGGACCAGAAUUCAGAGCCCAGUGAAUGUGGGAAUUAAAACUUCUUUGGCCAGUCCCAGUACGAGUUCAGCUUCGGUUAGUCAGAGCCCUAGGCAGGGGAUCAAGAGGCCAGCAACUAGUCCUAUUUCGAGGCAGAUUAAUCGGGGUGAUCUCAUGGAGCAGCAGCUGAAGAUUGAUCAGAAUGGGGCGGUCAAUCCAGAUGUUAAUACACCAUUUACGGGGAAGAGGGAUGCCUGCAAGAGACUUGUCAGGUAUCAUUGCUUCAAUGAACAGGUGCUCAGUGCCAAGGAUCUGGCCAAGGCUGAUGAGAUAUUCGAGGAGACAGCUAAACAUCUGCUGAGUAAAUUCAAUUCCAUGAUGAAUAAGUACACUUAUCUACUGCUGAUGGAGAGCAUGAGGGAAGUGAGGACGUCUGAAGUCAUGAUGCUCAACAGGGUUUUCGUCGCUGAGGAACAGAGCAUGUUGGACAGAUUGAGGGAGCAGGAAGCUAAAGCCAGUGAAGAAUUCAAGAAAGAAGAGAAGCCCCUUCUCCCAAAGCUGGAGGCAGACCUGACAGACGAGGAGAAGAGCUCGACAAGCCUAGCCAACGUUCUCGUGAAACAAGAGCUCGAUGAUGAUUUUUGUGGUAUGGAAUCCCACCCAACCGAUCCCCAAGCGAGAUUAAAGCCCUCGAGUUGCACAAGUGGUGAUUACGACGAGUGGCUUGAAAUCCAGAAGGAGCUUGGUGUAUAUCCAGGUGACACUGGCAAAUGUAAACAUCAAGUAUGCAGUGGAGCCAGUGGUAGUAGUGCUAACGGUGCUUGUUUAACAACAAAAUCAUUGACAAAAUGUGAAAGAACGCGAGCCAAUGGUGAUUGUCGUUUAAGUGCAAGUGUCAAUCAAAGUACAAUGAAAAAUCUUGACGAUACAAGUGAUACUGGACAUAUGGAAUUGGAUAAACGUUGGUGCAGUGCUGCAUUGAGAGACGAUCUUGAGAGAGAUUUAAUUGAGGAUACUGAUAGUCUUGAUGAUUUGGCACUACAGUCACAAUUGCCAGGUACAUCAAUUCAGGACAAUGAACAGGGACAGGGGCUCAUUAAUGAUCAUGAUGAUAUAACAGCACAGGUACAAUCAGCUAUCGAUAGUAUUCUCAAUUUGAAAAAGAGGCCAUCAAAUGCUAGUGCUGUUAGUACACAAGUAAGUGGUACUAGUGCAGGAACAACACAAACAUCGGGUAAUAGUAGUGAUUCUAAAGACUCUGUGCUUGAUCAGGCUGUUAGAAGUAUAAUGGGCUCGUGACCCUCAUCUAAUAAAGUAUUUUAAAACAUUAACAACUAUAAAAAAAAACGAUAAAGUAAUGCUGUGUAAAUCAGUUUUUUUUUUAAUCUGGAUUUAAUUCAGUCCAAGUCUCUUCUGCUCUUUUAUAUCUCUUUUUCAUUGGAAUUUGUUGUUGUCAUUUGUCCUUUUCGCUAAUGUCUUUCAAGUGGAGUGAAGUCAAACGUAACGAGACAAUUUCAAAGUUUAAACAACUUAUGGAAAAAGAAAAUGAAAGAAGUAAAAGUAGAUAAUUAAUUUUACUGUCUGAUCGAGUAAUUGACUUUUUACGUUUUAUUUCUCUGAAUAAUUCAACUGUAUUUUAUCAUUUUAUCCGUGAUGAGAGUAAUUACUGCAUUUGUAUAGAUUCAACAAUCGAUAUUCAGUGAUCAAUGACAGAUUGAUAUGAUGAAGAAGAGAUUAUAAGAGAGGAAAAGGAUAAUUAUGAUGAUUAAGCCAUCGUGUAAUGUUAUGAUUUUAAAUAAAAACGAUGUACAUGUGGUUUGGUAGAUGAAUUGAUACAGCCAGAUGUUGUAAUCUGCAAGUUUGUAAUGUAAUUUUGUAAAAAGGAAAUUAUUUAAAAGAAAACGACGAAAAAAAAAAUGCAAACACGUAAUGAUGAUGAAAUAAUGAAUGAUUUAUUCCCCGUUUGGCUGUAAUUCCAAUCAGAGAAUUUUACGGGUGGUACUCCAACAAUUAAGUGAAUCAACUGUAAAUAUUAAUUUUAAGGUGUAUUAUUAAUUAUUACAAUUAUUAUAAUUAUAUUAAUAUUGUAUCAUUAUAUUUUAAUUAUUACGGACAUAUAACUGAGAUAAUAUUUCCUUGGAUUUAUUAUUGACACUGAAAUGAUGAAAAACAAUAGAAUUAUUCAAUUGUGAAUGGGAUGUAUCGUAUUUAUGGAUAACUUGAUGCUGUUCGGGAAUUCAGAUGUCAAAUGGAGGAAAUUGGAUUAUUUGGGGGUCUAUGAAUGGGGAAUCAUCUAGGUAAUUAUUGGUUUUAGGGGGAAAUGUCAGAUGAUUUUUUUAGAGUUCUCGUUGCGAAGAGUUGUUGCAUUUUUUUCCAGAGGUUUUUGUUCUCGAGAUAAUGGCAUAAUUCGAAAAGUAAAUUUUAGAUACUUAUAAAUGAUAUCGUGACAAUUAAUUUGAGAAUUAAUUUGAGAGGAAAAUGGUAGAUUUUUUUUGUUAAAGAUGUUCUUUACAAAAAAUGUUUUGACAUUUUCUUCUAGGGUUAUCUAUUCUCAAGCUAAUUCUUUUAAUUACAACAGUAGAUAAAGUCCUCCAAAAUUUUGUUUUUUGCUUAAUUAUGGAAUUAUUACCGUAAUUAUUAGGUCUGGAUGAAAAUAGCACAAGACUUUCUUGUUGGAAAUUUUGUCUUCUAGAAAAAGUUCUUGUGACAUUUUUUUCUAGCAUAAUUAUCUCUCGAGAUAAUUGCAUAAUUAAAAAAGUGAAUAUUCACCAUUUUCAAUUUGUAUCUCAAUACUUAAUCAAGAAACUACGUUGGUAACUAUUAAUUUCAGGGAAAAACGUCAGACAUUUUUUGUUGAAAAUUUUUAUUCAACAAAAAAAAUUUCAUUACAUUUUCUUCUAGAAUCAUUAGUUCUCAAGAUAAUUAUUUUCAAUUAAAAAAGUAGAAAUAUUCCAGAAUUUUAUUUUGCUACUUAUCUAUGAAAUUAUCUCGGUAAUUAUUGGAUUUAGGGGUAAAUGUCAAAAACAAUUUGUUCAAAAUUUUCUUAUGAAACUAUUAAUUUCCAAGGGAAACCCAAAAAUCCAAGUUCAAUUGGUCAUGCUCCACCAAUUUGCGGCUGAAUUUCCAAAAGAAUUAAGAAUGAAAAAUUCAAUUAAUCACGAGUGAGAAAAAAACGCGACAAAAAAACGAAACAAAGGGGACCCCUGAUUGGUAACUGCAACCUUCAUUAGAAUGAAAAGAAGCAAAAGGCGAAAGUUUGAAGGAAAAGCCACAGUUUAAUUUUAUAUCCAUUACUUACUAACAAUAACGACAUAUGUAAUUUCUUUAAUCAGUGAUGAAGGCACAGUCUGAAUUUUAAACUGAUAAUCAAAGAAGGAAAAACAACAAUUUUUUUAUCUAGAUUUUAAACAAACAAAAAAAAACCGAAAGAAACACAAAAAUCUACAUGUUUUUUGGGCAUAAAUUUUAGACGACAAUAGGUGUAUUUAGAUAGUUUUUUCGGCGCAUAGAGAGAGAGUUUACGGAGGGAGGAUUGCGCAUAAUACUUGAAUAAUUUAUUGACAAAAAAUUAUUUAUUUAAAAUAUUAUAAUGCAGGAAUUUACGUAAUUAAUUAAGAUAAAUUAGACAUCACAUUUGCAAAUAAUUUAAAAUCAUCAAUUGAAUGAUUAAAAAUAGUGAAAUUUUAAUAAACAAUUGGGGGGGAAUUGAAAUUUUAAAUAAAUAUUAAUGAAAUUUUAUCUUGAGUGAACAAAAAGUCUUGAAUAUUUUAUCAAAACAGAGCUGGUGAUUUUUAAUAGCAACAAUCAUAUCAAUUGUUCGCAUUAAGAAAGACACGAGUUCAAGUAUUUCAAUGAAAAAUCCUUUCCCCGUGCGAAAUCUCUCGAAAAUUGAAACAAAAACCCCUUUAUAUCGUUCGCUCUGUACAAUACAGUACAUAUUAAAAACAACAGAGAAUGUAUGUAAAACAGAUGAUGUAUUUUUUUUCUUUUUUUCUUGGCAAACUAAAAAAAAACAAAAACAAAUCGAAGACUGACAAUUAUACAGACAAAAGAAUGAAACGUGCAGAACUAUUAAUUAAAUUAUAAUAUGAUUAAAAGGAAAGCAAGUAAUUGAUGAUUUGUAAAUACUAUUUAAUUGCACACCCGAAGGGAAGAGAUGGCAAACGCGACUUAAUUCUAACAAUGCUCUUAGAGACUUUUGAGAGAUAUUAAAAAAAUAUAUAUAUAUGAUUGAAGUUCUGUCGUUCCUAAUAAAUUGCCGACAUUUUGCCAGUGUA
Molecule: messenger RNA, 10661 nt
Organism: Diachasma alloeum
Lineage: Eukaryota; Metazoa; Arthropoda; Insecta; Hymenoptera; Braconidae
Exons: 10
Coding region: 1069-7683 (2204 amino acids)
Biological process (GO): positive regulation of DNA-templated transcription
Cellular component (GO): SWI/SNF complex
Source: RefSeq, a predicted model, not a curated record